Messenger RNA from Sapajus apella (tufted capuchin), 1644 nucleotides. Its product is annotated as protein phosphatase inhibitor 2-like. Gene Ontology annotation, biological process: regulation of signal transduction. Gene Ontology annotation, molecular function: protein phosphatase inhibitor activity. Lineage: Eukaryota; Metazoa; Chordata; Mammalia; Primates; Cebidae. The record is from RefSeq and is a predicted model, not a curated record. The transcript has 6 exons. The coding region runs from base 1139 to 1579 and encodes 146 amino acids.
AGGUGACACCUUGAAGCACUCACUUUACGGCAAGAGGAGGGCGUGACUCCUUUCAGGCUGCACGCUCCGAAACAGUGUGAGCCGAGUCUGGAGGACCCAGGGAAGUGGUAGUGAAAGUCUAUGCCUGCAAGGCCACUGAGACCGAAGUGUCUUGCGACAGUGCCGCAAUCCCUCCACUUUGCCUCACAGCUCUCUGGAGAGACCGAGCGAGACGACCGGCAGGGCUGGGGGAAGCUCGCUGGUAUUUCAAGUCAAGCUCAGCCUCAACUCCAACUCAACCAAACUAGUCUAUGUUAAGGCCAAAAAUAAAGAGUCUAAGGAAUCCUGAUAGGCAGUUUCGAGCAACGGCGCUGAGGACCCCAAAAGAUCUCCCUUAGGGCCAUUUAGCCCUCAGCCCAACUCCCCGACGCUCACACUCAGGCUGGGGGACCGUGACGUCACAAUCGAGCUUCUCGCCCCCUGGCCUGGCCCCCUGACUGGGAUUGGCUGAUUUGGAUGAGGGUGGUGAUGGAGAAGGGCUGGAACAAAUCGCGCAAAGAAAGAAAGUCUUUAGGUGGAACACAAAGGAAAGGGGCGAGUGGAGGGAAUUCCAGCCCGAGUCUUGAUUCCGCCCACCGUGGCUCGGGAGCAGGGGAGAAGGGGACCCGGGACUCAGCCGGAGCACCCCUGGCCGGCCCGCGGUGGGGGCGGGGCUAGGGGCGGGGCUAGUGGAGCCAGGAGGCGGGGCGGGAUCGCUGAGAGCAUCCCCCGGGUGGGGCGUCGGAGAAGGUGGAGUCCCUAGGGGCUGCUGGCGGCCUCAGCCGGGACUCCCAUGGAGGGGCAGCUGGAGGAGUGCCCCGAGCGGUGAGAGGAGUCGAGGCAGGCGCUGGGCAGCCCUCUGGAGUAGUCUUGUUUCACGGUUCUAGGCCCCUCGUGCUCUCAGGGGGCAGUGUAACUCGCAGUACUGGUGCAAGCUGGCCCUCCAAUGGGAUAGUGGUCCUUGGUUCCGGGCCCAGUCAGCACUCAGGGGAGGCUGCCAGCCACAGCCUUGGGUCUGGCACGAACCCUAGUGGAUUCAACACCCUCGGGCCUAGAACAAGUGUAUCUGGGGCGCCUGCAGGGCAAGAGCCUCAGAAAGAAGUCUCAGCACUGGGAUGAGAUGAAUAUCCUGGCCACCUACCACCCUGCUGACAAGGACUAUGGAUUUAUGAUGGUGGAUGAGCCCAACACUCCCUACCACAGGUGGCUGCAAGACAGUUUUGAGGACCUCUCUGCCAGUUCCUCCCGCUCAGUGAAUCCCGAGGUGCUAGCAGAGAGGAUUGCCAUGAUGGACAAUAUCUACCCCAAGGUCCUCCAGAACCAUGCUGACAGGAGCUCAGGGCCUGCAGACAGCUUUUCCAAGACAUAUUCCUCCACCUACAGAAGUCAGUCCCCCCCAGCUCUGGCCACCAUCAUACUGGGGCAGGAGAUUGCUCUGCAUCGAAAGGAGUAUUAUGGCAAAGGACUAUACCUGAGGUCCUGCUCCCAUCCAGAGCUUAUGGAGGAUGUGGAAGAUGAGCAUCAGGACGGCUCCGCACACUGGACCUGGGUGAUUGAUUGAGAACCCCGGAAACACUGAGGUCCACCUGCUGGACCACAUAGGAGGCCCCUUUAGGGAUCACAAGG